GCGGCAUUCUCUCCGAGACGACACUGGAAACACAUCAAAACAAAAGGCUAAAAAAUUAAGUUAGAAGAACGAACAUUCAAAUGAAAAAAAAUAAUGACAACCACCAAGUUUGAAAUUUACGAGUAUAAUAUAUCUUCCUAGCCGUGCUUACUUACUUGAAUUGCAGCUGAAGGUCUAAGGAAGGGACAGACAUCGUAAUUCGUCAUGCAUUUCAACGAUUCCAACCCUAUAGGAUGCCUGCAGGAGCGAAUGCAGAAAGAUGGACUGGGGUUUCCUGUUUACAAAGAGGUCACAGCUAUCGGACAGGAUCAUUCCAAGGAAUUUAUAACUCAGGUUAGUUUAAGCAACGGAUUACUGGCAGAGGGCAGCGGAGCGACCAAGAAGGCUGCUAAACAUGCCGCUGCCAAGGCUAUGCUGAACAUUCUUGACGGCAAAGCAAAGGCGGUAACUAAUGAUGUUCGUGAAUCUAUCGAUCACGGGCUGGCGGCGCUGCGUGGUGACGCUGGUCCAAGUGGGCUGGAUUUAGGAACCGGUUCCAGUGUUGGCAAACCGGUUCCAGGGAACAGUUCGCUUGCUUCGUCGCCGUUCUUCUUAGAUUUAACACAACAGAACCUUGGACUGAAUGAAGAGGCUCGGAUCAGAAAACAGAAUAAAGAGAAGAGGAGAAAGAAGAAUACGGGAGCUUACAUUCCUCCGAAUAUAAAGGAGACCACUGUCCAGUCCUCGUCAGCCUGGAUUAAAGAGAUGUUGAUGGAGGAGGUUAAUCUGGAGAUUGACCGACAGAGACUAGCCAAGGAACCUCAGGCUGAGGAGAUCUGUAAACUGUGUAACCUGGUGUUUAUUAAUGAGAAGAUGUGCAAGAAGCAUAAGAAGGGAGAUUUCCACAGCAGGGUCCAACAGGGCGAUUUUCCUGGUAAAGGUGGAUUCCACUGUUUUCUCUGCUGGGUUAAUUAUCUUCAGCCUGAGAACCUGCUCAAUCAUAUUUCCAGGCCUAAUCACCAGGACAGAGCUAAGAAAGAAGGAGUUCUUAAGAUUUGGAUGGAACCGGCUCCACUUGUUCCUACUUGGGACACAAUAAAGAUGUUUUCAGAACUCAGAUCUAUGGCUGAAGAAGAGGAAAGAAAAUGGGGACCAAGGUCUGGAAGUAGAAGUCCGCCGAGGAGAAAGAAACCAAGAGGACGAUCUCCAGAUGCUGAUAUAAAGGAGGGAGUAAGAGGAGACUGGAGAUUGGGUAGAGAGAAAACAUCGCGUGAAGUAGAAAGAAUAAAACAAAGAGAGCGGGAGGAAAGACGCUAUGCAGAACGCCAGCUUCGGCUGAAGCGGGAGCGAGACGAGAGAAUGAGACAGGAAUGGAACAGGAAAUUAUUGGAGCGGGACGAAAUGCGGGAAAGACAGCGCGAGACCGAGCGGCGGAGACGGAUCAAGGAAGAGGCAUACUGGAGAAAGAAGGAGGAGCAGGAGUGGUUGACCUGGAGGGAGAGGGAGGAUCGACGAAUGAGAGAUGAGCUUGCCUGGAGGGUGAGAGAGGAUCAAGAGUGGAGGGAGCGAGAAGAACGAAUGUGGCGGAUGAAGGAAAGUGAACUGUAUCAUGGGGAAUCAAGCUUCUUUGACACAAAACUAAGAUCUUCGAGAUCUAGUCACAGAGAAAAAUCUAGAACACGUAAGUCCUCCAAAAGAUCCAGAGAUGAAACAGAUUCUGAACUUGAAGAAGGGGAGUACGUGGAAAUAAAGCAGGAAAAAUCAAAAAAGGUUAGUUCAUCCCGCAAAGAUGGUCGAUCAAAAAGAAGACUUAGACCGGAAAGAGAAAUGAGCGAAGAACCAGAAAGAAAAAUACGUAUGGUGAGAAGCCCCAUCAACACAGGCAGGCGCGGUGAAUCAGAUCUCAGAGAAAUGCUAAGAAAAAGAUUUAAAACAAAAUCCUCAACCAGGUCCAGGUCCAGGUCCAGGUCAAGAUCUUCUUCGGCAGCAUCGUCAUCAUCUUCUAGUUCAUCCUCUUCGUCCUUUUCAGAUGCAAGUUCCCCACCUCCCCCCAAAUCUACUAAAAAGAAGAUGAAGAUGAAGGAAGAAAGGGGAGGAGGAAUAAAGAAGAAAGAAGGAAGAUUAGGAAUGAAGAAGAAGAGUGGAAAAGCUACUGGUGAUAAACUGUUAAAAGUCCGUAGUGCUAUUCUAGGUAUAUUGGACCAGGAAAUUAAUACGUUAACAAAGCUGUAAAAAUUUGUUUAGAUUUUUUGUAAACUAAUAAGUAGUGAUAAUAAUUACUUUUCCAUCAUCUUAGAGGGAACGAAAUUAAUUUGUCUAUUUCUUAGUGUUUUUUGAUUAUGUAAAAAGGAAUAUUUUUGUUCAAUAAAUUUUGUUAUUUGCCUCAUU
Messenger RNA from Eurytemora carolleeae, 2367 nucleotides. Its product is annotated as trichohyalin. The record is from RefSeq and is a predicted model, not a curated record. The coding region runs from base 205 to 2211 and encodes 668 amino acids. The transcript is spliced from 16 exons. NCBI's taxonomy places the organism in Eukaryota, Metazoa, Arthropoda, Copepoda, Calanoida, Temoridae.